GGGUCCAAUAUCGAUCCCUGUCAAUUUUUCUUUACCUCCCUUUUCCUUAUUUUCCAAGACAAAUUAACCACCUUCUGGGAAACUCCUAGUUGUGCCAGCAGUCCGUACCUUGUCUAAAAAACCUUAUAUAAGAUGUUCAGUGCAUGACGUGAAAUCAUCAGAACUUUUAUCUACAUACAAACACGUAGCUAGAAUCUCUCUUUUAAUUACGCCAUGGAUGUACUUGGGGCUAACAUGAAGAGCGGCAAGAGAUCACAUACCAAGAGAGGUAAAAAGGCUGUCAAAGUUGUCUACAUAUCUAGCCCUAUGAAGGUCAAGACUAGUGCCUCAAAGUUUAGAGCUCUUGUUCAGGAACUCACCGGCAAAGACUCCGAUGCCGAACGGUUCAUGGACAUUAAUGGUGCUCAUGACUCUCUUGAAAUCCCUCACCAAACGGCUGAAUAUGAUCAUCAUCCAUCGGCGUUUCCUUUGACGAACUCGUGUAAUGAUCAGUCACCAUCAACAACAAGCUCCGAGUCUUUUCUUGGGUCACUUGACGGAGAGUUUUUCCCAUCCAUGGAAGGCAGCUUCAUGGGCAUGCUUCAGCCAAGCCUUUUUCAUGAAUCUUUUCAGUUAGAUGUGCUUAAUUAACUAGUUAAUUUAUGGCCAGCUGAGCUUACUUUGUAUGAGUUCUUCUUUUUGGUGCUAGCUUUUGAGAUCCUCGUAUGUAUGCUCAAAUCUCUAUGUAAAUUCUUUAUUAAUUAGUACUUGAGAUUUAGAAAUUCUA
Populus nigra (black poplar) is the source of this 766-nucleotide messenger RNA. RefSeq lists its product as uncharacterized. The transcript has a single exon. The record is from RefSeq and is a predicted model, not a curated record. Bases 214 to 630 code for a protein of 138 amino acids. Lineage: Eukaryota; Viridiplantae; Streptophyta; Magnoliopsida; Malpighiales; Salicaceae.